GGCGUGGGUUAACUGUAACUUUUGCAUAAAUCAAAUUGGGAAAAAAGCAAACACAAAAAGCCAAAUUCGUCCGGCACAGACACAGCAAGGCCGCAACUCCCUCCCACCGCUCCCGGCCGGUUGCUCCUCCGCUCACCAAAAUGCAGAUGGAUUUUGCUUGAUGGUGAUCUUGAUUCUCGAUUUGUGUUUUAAUUAGAAAAAUGGUAACUGCAAGUUUUGUGUGGAAUGUGUGUAAAUCGUCGUUGACAUUUGGGUUAAUAGGUCUCACCAUAUCAGACCGUGUUGCUAGUAUUGUCCCUGUAAGGGGAUUCUCUAUGUCACCCACAUUCAAUCCUGACAAGACCACUUAUUUGGGAUUGUUUACUGAUGAUCAUGUCUUGGUGGAGAAACGUUGCCUCACGGAUUACAAGUUCUCACAUGGUGAUGUUGUAGUUUUCUGCUCACCAAGUAGUUACAAGGAGAAACACAUGAUAAAACGUAUAACCGGCAUGCCAGGUGACUGGAUCAGUCUUCCAUACUCAUAUGAUGCUGUCAAGGUUCCUGAAGGCCAUUGUUGGGUUGAAGGAGACAAUCCCACCAACAGCCUGGACUCCAGAUCAUUUGGCCCCAUUCCACUGGGGUUAAUUCGUGGAAGGGUUACACACAUUCUUUGGCCACCUCAAAGAGUUGGCAAAAUUGAUCACAGAAGCUUUCCUCAAGGUGGAUUUGCCUUCUAAGCUCAGUAUUCAUCAUACUUAAAGAGUGAGUGUGUGUAGCAUAGUGAGAUUCGUGUGCGUGUGUGUGCUUUUUUACCAUAAAAGUAUAUUGUAGACACAUAUUUUUAUAAGGUUUCAACCACAAACUUCUAACCACA
Messenger RNA from Lactuca sativa (garden lettuce), 853 nucleotides. RefSeq lists its product as uncharacterized. Lineage: Eukaryota; Viridiplantae; Streptophyta; Magnoliopsida; Asterales; Asteraceae. Gene Ontology annotation, molecular function: serine-type endopeptidase activity. The record is from RefSeq and is a predicted model, not a curated record. Gene Ontology annotation, cellular component: membrane; mitochondrial inner membrane peptidase complex.